Messenger RNA from Coccomyxa subellipsoidea C-169, 1160 nucleotides. RefSeq names its product 4'-phosphopantetheinyl transferase. Gene Ontology annotation, cellular component: cytosol. Lineage: Eukaryota; Viridiplantae; Chlorophyta; Trebouxiophyceae; Coccomyxaceae. Bases 1 to 1029 code for a protein of 342 amino acids. The transcript is spliced from 7 exons. Gene Ontology annotation, molecular function: magnesium ion binding; holo-[acyl-carrier-protein] synthase activity. The record is from RefSeq and is a predicted model, not a curated record.
AUGGUACGGGAUGAAGCACCUCCAAGUCCAAUAACACCCAGCCCUCGGCAGACCAAUGGCACUUGGCAGAGACCCACUCAGACUGCAACCGACAACAGUGGCCAUGCCAGCACAAGUGACAGAGAUGAGGAGCGCAGCAGAUUGCGCUGGGCAAUCAAUAUCAAGAAGUGGACUCCAUGGGACGACGAGUGGCUAUUCCUCCUGGACAUGCUUCCGGAGGAGGACCAAAAAGAGGUGGAGUCCUUCAAGUUCAAGGACGACCAGAAGCGGGCAUUGGUGAGCAGGCUACUGCAGCGGCAGUGUGUGGCAGUGGCGCUGGGGAUCCCUUGGGAGAAGGUGCUCAUUAAGCGCACCAAGGGCCGCAAACCAUUUGUCAUCAACAAGGGUCUUGACAAGACUCACGCGCCCAACUUCAACUUCAAUGUCUCGCAUGAGGGGGAUUUUGUGGUGCUGGCGUCGGAGCCCAUCUCCAUCUGCGGCGUGGAUGUGGCUGCGCCUCAGCAGCUGCGCGCGCGCGGUACCCAGCAGAAGCUGACCAUCCCGCAGCUCAAAUCCAUCUUCGACAAGCAGUUCACGCCCUAUGAGUGGGCUUCCAUCGACAAUGCCGGCAGCGGCGAUGAGGCGAAGGAGUCCAUGUUCAGGAGGCUUUGGAGCCUUAAAGAGGCGCUGGUGAAGGCUCGAGGGGAUGGGCUGGGCUUCGAUCUGUCUAAGGCGGAGUUCCAUUUUGAGGACGGCAUCCGCAGCGACACCGCCAGCGUCUGGAUCGACGGCAGGCAGCAGACAAGGUGGCGAUUCUUCCUGCAGGAGCUGUCGGACGGGCACUGGGUGUCGGUGGCGCGCGGCCCCCCCGAAAACAUCGUGGACGCCUGGCGGGAGUUCACGGGCACCCUGCAGGAACCAGACAUCCCCGGGGCCAAGUUCCAGGAAGCACUGGAGGCGCCCAACCCAGCUUUCACGAUGUUGGGCAUUGCUGACAUCAUCCCACAGCGGCUGCGUGAUGACUACGCAGAUGCUGCUGGCCAAGCAUGAAUUGAGCUUGUGGCGAUGAUGGCCUUACAAACAUCUUUGCGGAACAAUAAGAUUACCAUCGCAGAUUUGUAUAUACAUAUAUGUAGAAUACUUAGGCCAAUAUUGCUUUUAGAUUAAUCAUUCCUGAAUAG